Eimeria tenella is the source of this 1050-nucleotide messenger RNA. RefSeq lists its product as uncharacterized. The transcript has a single exon. Bases 1 to 1050 code for a protein of 349 amino acids. Lineage: Eukaryota; Apicomplexa; Conoidasida; Eucoccidiorida; Eimeriidae. The record is from RefSeq and is a predicted model, not a curated record.
AUGGAGGCAAAACUACGUUUUCUCUUUCUUUUAUUUUCCCUUUUUAUUUCGAAGGCUUUCCCGCAGACAAUCGCUAUUGAAUCUUCGCUGGCUACGCAGCCGCAAGAGGUGCAGCAGCAGCAGCUGUCGGUGUCUGCUGCGCGAGGUGUACGUACACCCUGGGGUGUAUCUGCAGCUGGCGACAGCACCUUGCGCGCGCCAGAUGCCGCUUCAGAUCAUUUCUUGUUGAAAAAGAAUCCCCAGCCUUCAGUGCAUCUCAAAGUUGUAGACUCUAAUGGAAAUGUUUCAGAAGUUCCAAUAGACUUCCAAGAAGCGCGGCUGCAGCAGCAGCGGGGCUUCUGGGGGGAUGUAGCAGCAAAUGGUUUAGCGCUCUUUCUUGCUUCUGCAUGCAUCAUUUUGGCGAAAGAAUUGUUGAAUUGGUUUUCUUCAAAGAGACACAGAAGAAGAGAAGUUGAAAAGAAAGAAGCCGCUGCUCGCCGCCGCGCUGCUCUCAGCAGCCAGCUGGCGGCAGCAGACGAGCAGCUGCAGCAGCUGGAGCAGCAGCAGCAGCAGCAGCAGUUCCAGGCUGCAGCAGCGGACCAAAGAGCAGCAAGCCUCGCUCUCAGGCGUUUGCUGCAGCGACUCGAUUCUUACAGAGAAGAAAUAAAGGAAAUGGAUUCCCCUGCGCUUUUGGCUUAUGUUGAAAGUCUUUUGGUAGCAGCAACGCAGCAGCUGCAGCAGCAGCAGCAUCAGCGCGGCUCCGGCCUUUCGCCUGCAGCAGCUGCAGAGGCUGCUGCUGCAGCAGCAGCAGCAGCUGCUGCUGCUGCUGCUGCACUGCGCCCCUCAAAGGCAGAGGCGCAGCAGCAGCGCGGGGAAGGCCCCGAGCCCGCGGGAAGACCUUUGGACCUCGAAGCAGAAACGGAGCUGCAGCAAGAGCAGCAGCAGCAGCAGAGGAAGCUGGACAUGGAAGUGCUGCAGGCUCUGCUGCAGCAGCAGCCGCACUUGAGCCCCAGAGAAGCAAUUCAGAAAGCCACAGAAAUUGCAAAUGGGCAAAAGGCUGGCAGCAGAUGA